Leishmania major strain Friedlin is the source of this 1200-nucleotide messenger RNA. RefSeq lists its product as hypothetical. The transcript has a single exon. Bases 1 to 1200 code for a protein of 399 amino acids. Lineage: Eukaryota; Euglenozoa; Kinetoplastea; Trypanosomatida; Trypanosomatidae. The record is from RefSeq and is a predicted model, not a curated record.
AUGGACGCGUCAGAUAUGGCCCAGGAAACUGCAUCCUCCUCGCCCACCGAGGUGCAUCACACGACAUCUCUACAUCAUACAGAGCGGGGCGCUCUCUUGCGCCAGCUGGCAGAGGUGCAAAGGCGAAUGGAGCAACGCUUGGGGGCUGUCAAUGUCGAACUAGAGUACCUGGAGGCCUUUCGCAGCGGCAUUGUAUCGGAGAUGCGCAGUGAAUCGUCCCCUCGUCGCCGCUCUGUCACUGUUCUUGCCCCCAGAGAUGGCGGAAAGAGGAGCCGCGAAGAGGUCGCGUUUGUCGGCUACGCGAUGGCGUCUCCGAGGCACCGGGGCGAGGUCAGAGCACUAGGCUUUGACCCGUUUCGCGAAGCGGGCCUCUACGUGAGCUCCAACAAUCCCGUAGUGCGUGUCGCACCGCUGUCUCUCAGCAAAGACGAAAAGGUGCGUCAGGAGGUGGAGUAUAUAUUGCCAAGCUACAUCUCCGUUGGGGUGGCAAGGGCAAGGGGCUUGCCUUUUGCCGGAGCCGCGCGACUUUUCGAGUCGCUCGCCGCGGCAGGGCUGGACAAGUCCGACUUUGCUCUCUCGAGCACCUCAGCGGGACGCUGUCUCAGCGUCCACAAGCAUCCCGACCCAAGCGAUGUCGAGGCGCUUUGUGCCGCGGUCCCAGAGGAGCGGGUGCGCGCACUAUGCCGCGACAGCAUGGGGGAUGCCGGGGCCAUUGCAAGCUGCCUUUACACGGAGUUGGCACAGCAGGCAACACAACGGGCGCUCAUCCUGCCCGCAAUGCGUCUGCGCAACGUGAUGCUGCUGCGGCUGCCGCCCUACCGGCAGCAGCUCCUACUGGAGGCAACCACCUGGACGCUGCGGAGGUGUUGCGACUGCCGCGAUCGUGACCUGACCGAGAACUCGCAUGUGCAAUGGUGCAAGGUCCUACACAGUGCGGCACCUGAGACACAGGCGUGCGCGUAUCUGAAGCGGAACGCAUACGCCACCGCCUACUCUCAGCUGCUGCAAGGACUCAGCACAGUCUCCAGCGUCCGACAGGGGUAUCUUGUCGCUGUACUCACCGUCUGCGGCAAUUUCUUCGACCUCCUCGACGCGGGAAAGCUGCCACUCCAACGGCGAACCAGCCCAUUUCUCUUCCACGGCGCGUAUGCAGCACCAAAUGAGGGCCAAACCUCGCUGAGUCCGGCGGUGUGCAGCUGA